Molecule: messenger RNA, 2941 nt
Organism: Osmerus eperlanus (European smelt)
Lineage: Eukaryota; Metazoa; Chordata; Actinopteri; Osmeriformes; Osmeridae
Gene: lmx1al
Product: LIM homeobox transcription factor 1, alpha-like
Exons: 9
Coding region: 170-1393 (407 amino acids)
Biological process (GO): neuron differentiation; regulation of transcription by RNA polymerase II
Cellular component (GO): nucleus
Molecular function (GO): RNA polymerase II transcription regulatory region sequence-specific DNA binding; DNA-binding transcription factor activity, RNA polymerase II-specific
Source: RefSeq, a predicted model, not a curated record
UGAGAGCCCACUUGGCUGGUGGUGAAAAAGCAGCAGGCAAUAGGUAGCCAAAUUGAGUGCGUGACCAUGAUGAUAGUUUGCUUUUAAUCGCGUUCUGGGAUUGGAAACGGGGUUGCCGGAUCAGACUUUGUUGUUUUACCAAAAACCCAAGUGAUUUUUUUUGGUUUUCAUGCUGCCUACAGAGAUUUCGGGGGGAGUGUGUUUCACCUCAAGCGAUCACACGGAAGGAAGUACAGACGGGAUGAAAACUGAAGAGACCAAAUCCUGUCUUCAGCAGCCUCUGUCCUCGACGCCGUUCGGUUCUGAACUUAGAGGAGGAGAGGUGUGUGCCGGUUGCGAGUCGCCUAUCGCUGACCGUUUUUUGUUACGCGUGAAUGAACGCUCCUGGCACGAGACCUGCGUCAAGUGUGCCGUUUGUCUCAGCGUGCUUAGUGGGACCUGUUACAGCAGAGACCGCCUGCUUUACUGCAAGCACGACUAUGAAAAGCUGUUUGUGAGGAAGUGCAGCGCCUGCCUGCAGGUGAUUGGUCGCUCGGAGCUGAUCAUGCGUGUGCUGGGCCAGGUGUACCACCUGGGCUGCUUCAGCUGCUGUGAGUGCGAGCGCAGGCUCCAGCGCGGGGAUGAGUUUGUGCUGAAGGAGGGCCAGCUGCUCUGUCGAGGGGACUACGAGAAGGAACGCGAGAUGCUGGCGGCCAUCAGUCCCACCCCCACUGAGUCAGUGAAGAGUGAGGAUGAGGAUGGUGGAGGUGGUUCUGCUGGAGGAAAGGGGGGAGAUGACGGGAAGGAACACAAACGCUCAAAGCGGCCACGUACAAUCCUCACCACACAGCAACGAAGGGCCUUCAAGGCCUCCUUUGAGGUGUCCUCCAAACCUUGCCGAAAGGUUAGAGAGACCCUGGCAGCAGAGACUGGGUUGACAGUGCGGGUCGUUCAAGUGUGGUUCCAAAACCAGAGAGCAAAGAUGAAGAAGAUAGCGCGCAGGCAGCAGCAACAGCAGCAGCAGCAGGAGCAGGAGCAGCUGGGCGGGACCAGGCGAGGGCCGAGCAGAGGAGGCCGGCAGAGCAAUGAUGACAGUGAGGAUGGAUCUAGUAGUCAUGGAUUGGACGGUCUGCUGGGGUACCCCUCUCUACCACGUCAGCAGCUGUUGGCUCUGGAUCCCAACAUCUAUGGAGGAGAGCCGUUCCGUCACGGCCUCACUCCACCUCAAAUGCCCAAUGAGCAGCUGCACUCCUACGACUCCGAGACAGUGUUCCACGACCUGGACAGUGACGGAAGCCUUAGUCAUCUUGGCGACUGUCUCAUGGCAACUGCCGACGGCGGGCUUCUGACAGCGCGGGUGGGAAACCCCAUCGACCGCCUCUACUCCAUGCAGAACUCCUACUUCACCUCCUGACCCAGCUGAACUCUGACCCCGGCUCCACUCCAGCUCCGCCUCAUCACAGAGAAACAGCAGACGGGACCCCACAUGAGAGACCCCACAGUUCCACAGAGUGCAGUGGCUGCUAAAUAAACCCCAGUUGUGACGUUGUUAUUUGACAUCCCUCAUGCAGGAAAAAGAUGAAAUCCUGCCUUGUAGACUACACUCCCACUUUUCCAUAGGAAUUCAUGCACAUUUUGGAAUCACAUGCCGGAUGUGUACGGACUGAACAUUCACAGAAAGUAUAGUCAGUCCAGUCAUUCAUUUGUAUUUAUGAUGCAUCAGACAUGCUAGUCUAAAGCUACUCAUAAGCUACUCAUUAGUUAUUGUAUGGUAUCAUGGUAUAAGGGUCUCCUGUACGUAAAGGUUGCUUAAGGUCCUGUUUUGAGAUUUGUUCAAGGUCGAUACUAACGCUUUGAUUUACGCUUCGGUCUCAAUUGAUCUUUUUGUGCUUUCUAGCAAGACCAUCUUUAUAUGGGUGGCAUACCGUGGCAAAGUCAGCCAAGGGAUGUGAGAAUAUAAAUACCAGAGAGGUUACAACAGGUCUGAGAGUGAGAGACCCACCCCCACCCCCCCCCCACCCCAUCGCUGUGCAUGAGUCCUGGGAUGGCGAUGGAUCUAGGAGGUUGUGUUACAGGGUGAACCUGGAACAGUGGAACUCAGAGCCAUCUGUAUAGCUGGAUAAUAGGGACUUAGUUAUUGUACUGUAUUUGAAGGACAGAAGGGUUGUUGUAUAAUUUGCUCUCAGGUUAGAGUGUAUGUUUAUGUUACCUGAGCUCUGACUCAGGGGUUGUGAGUGAAAUAGGACCACAACACAUAAUGUUUCGACCAAUGUUCCUCAAGUGUGUUGAGGGACAUUGAUCGUAACACAUGAUGUGUCAUAAAUUCGGAUUUGUUCGAAUUUCUCUGCCAAUCAUAAACUGAUCAUUUCGACUAUAUGAAUCAAGUUCAUAUGUGCUAUGUAACAGGGUCCUUUUGAGAGCUGUACGGAAACAGGGUUGUGUAAAAGAAAGUAUCAAUUACUUUUCUGUUCUUUUUUUAUACUGUGAAGUAUUCAUUAAGUUAGCUGUUCAAUACUAAUAGGGUUCUACAAAAUAUACCAAUAUGAUGUUAUAAUGUAAAAAGUGUGUUAAAAUGACUGUGGUCGAAAUUAAUACUGCAUUAGCCUAUUAUAGUCACUGUAAUAAUUAUUUCUAUCUUAACACUUAAAAUGUAAUUGUUAACACGUUAGAUAUUUUGUACCUGCUCCUUUGAUGUUAAAUUAUUUAUGUUGUUGCAUGACAUAUUCGACAGUGUGUACGUGUGUCUAAUUCUACGGUACAAUGUUUAGACUCACCUUAGACAUAAAGCACUGAUGACUUUUUCUUAAUCCAGUCGUCUGGGACAUAACAGGCCAUGGCCGUGGCCAUUGUACUUGUAUUGGAUUAUGAACUACUAGAAGUAUAAUUUACAGACUAGAAUUUCUGUGGAUGUAAGUUUUGUGUUGUAUUUACAGGUCUGCCUUUGAAUAAUGACUGAAAGCUA